AUGAACAACAGAAUCAAGAAAUUUAAAUCAGUUUCAAACCAACAAGAACCAGAUCACUCUCAACCACAACCCUCUACCUUUGCAAAUUUAGACGACAAUUUGUUGUUCGAGGUGUUUAAGCACGUCGAUGCAAGGACACUGGCUACCGUCGCCGGCGUCAGCAAGCAGUGGUUCAAAACCGCUCACGACGAGCGCCUCUGGGAGCUUCUCUGCACCAAACACUGGACCAACCUUGGCUGUGCUAACCAACAGCUACGCUCCGUCGUUCUUGCGCUUGGUGGCUUCCGUCGAUUACAUUCUCUUUACCCAUUUCCCCCUAUGAUUGGAUGUAAUCAUCCAUGGGGCAAAGAUGAGGUUCAUCUCUCCCUUUCUCUUCUCUCAAUUCGUUACUACGAGAAGAUGAAGUUUAAAAACAGACCCACAUCUUGA
Messenger RNA from Cucumis sativus (cucumber), 429 nucleotides. RefSeq names its product F-box protein GID2. Gene Ontology annotation, cellular component: SCF ubiquitin ligase complex. Gene Ontology annotation, biological process: regulation of gibberellic acid mediated signaling pathway. Gene Ontology annotation, molecular function: protein binding. Bases 1 to 429 code for a protein of 142 amino acids. The record is from RefSeq and is a predicted model, not a curated record. Lineage: Eukaryota; Viridiplantae; Streptophyta; Magnoliopsida; Cucurbitales; Cucurbitaceae. The transcript has a single exon.